This is a messenger RNA of Geosmithia morbida, 1293 nucleotides long. RefSeq lists its product as uncharacterized. Lineage: Eukaryota; Fungi; Ascomycota; Sordariomycetes; Hypocreales; Bionectriaceae. Gene Ontology annotation, biological process: regulation of DNA-templated transcription. The transcript is spliced from 5 exons. Bases 1 to 1293 code for a protein of 430 amino acids. Gene Ontology annotation, molecular function: DNA-binding transcription factor activity. The record is from RefSeq and is a predicted model, not a curated record.
AUGGCAUAUGCCUGCCUAUCGACGCUCCCGCUCCCGACAACCGCCAACGCAGUCAAUUACUGGGUGGGGAACGAUGUGGUGGGGUACGAGGCAAUCUGCACGAGUAGACAGAAAAACAUGUCCUGGGGUCAACGCAACACCGCCACGGGCUUCUGCAACUACCAGAACCAGUCCCACCAGGAGUCCCAGCAGGACCGGAACAGAAUGCCUCUCAGCUAUCAGACCCAGUUCGCCCUGAACCAGCCGACUCCCUCGGCCAACCCCGCUCCCCCGCCCCCCCGCCAGUACGCCCACGGAACCAGCAGCGCCUUCAGCGCCUCCGCCAACCCCGACGAGGACUGGACUCAGAUCUCCGACCUCGCCGAGCGCAGGAGGAUACAGAACCGCAUUGCCCAGCGCAACUACCGCAAGAAGCUCAAGAGGCGUCUCGAAGAUCUCGAGCGUCGUGCCGGCUCCCCCGAGGACGCUGCCAAGGCCCCCGACGAGGCCGCCGAGGAGGAGGGCGGCUCCAGCACCGUCGUCGUCGGCGGCCGCCCCGGCACCGGCAAGAACCUUUCAUCCUCAUCCUCCUCCCCCUCGUCGUCGUCGUCGUCGUCGUCGUCGUCGAAUGCGACCAAGGCCAGGAACGGCACGGCCAAGAGGUCCAACGCCGGUAGGAGGGCCAUCCAGCAGCAGCAGCAGCAGCAGCAGCUCCAGCAGCUCCAGCAGCUCCAGCAGCCGCCGCCGCCUCCGAACCAGUACUCGCCUCCCCCCCAGAGCACAGACAUGCCCAGUUGGUACGACGGGGCCAUUUUCGUGCGGGACCAGUCCGGCACGCCUCCCCCCUCGAUGAUGGAGACGGCCGGAUAUACCGCCUACGGCUCGCCCAGCUUCACGCCCGCCGACCCCUCCAUCUACGUUUCGCCCUACGGCGGCGGCAUCCCGUCACCCUACCCUGCCAUGCCCGUCAGCAGCCCGCACUACAUGGCCGCUCCGGCCAUGAUGACCACCACGCCACCGUCCACGUCCGCUUCCACCUCGAGCAGCACGCUAACGCCGCCCAUGGCCCCCAUGGCCAGCUUCUCCGACCCGGACCAGGGUGGCUUUGCCGACAGCUACGCUUCGUACCACAUGAUGGGCGGCGGGCUGGAUGCCAUCCACAUACCCGCCAGCUACGGAAAUCACGCCAACGGCUACGACCCCCUCAACACUCCUCCCCUCUCCAACACCCUCGACCUGACCAACUGCCCCGACAACGCCUACGAGUAUCCCCACACGCCCCUCUCCAUGCCCGAGUCCCCGGAGUGCUACUAG